AUGAAAAGGUACCAUCAUCCACACAAAUCCAUCACAGGAGCAGGAGUUGCAGGAGCAGGCCUCGGAGCAGGAGCACUUGGAGGGUUAGGAGGAGUGCCUGGUGGAGUACCAGGAGGAGUAGGAGCAGGGGGGUAUUCUGCUGCAGCCAAAGCUGCUAAAUAUGGUCUCGGAGCUGGUGGUUUGGUGCCUGGGGGUGGAUAUGGAGUCCCACUGGGUGUACCCGGUGGUGUACUAGGCAGAGGAUACCAACAGCCAGGCGGCUACGGAGCUGCUGGUAAACCUCCCAAAUAUGGUGUGCCUGGGGGUGCAGUGCCAGGCUUUGGUGCUGAAGGUUUUCCAGGUGGUGUAGGAGCAGGUCUUGGGGCAGGAGGACUUGGAGUACCAGGAGGGGGAUUAGCUGGAGGAUAUCCUGCUGCUGCUGCUGCUGCUGCUGCUAAAGCUGCUAAAUAUGGUCCAGGUGGUGCAGGAACAGUCCCAGGUGGUGGGGUUGGAGGAGUUCCAGGUGGAGUCCCAGGGUCCUUUCCAGGAUAUGGCUCAUUGGCAGCUGGUGCCAAACCUCCUAAAUAUGGAGUCCCAGGAGCAGGCCUGGGAGGUGGAUUGGUGCCAGGAGGAGUCCCAGGAGGAGUAGCAGGGGGAGUACCUGGUGCUGGAUAUGGAGGUUAUGCUGCAGCCAAAGCUGCCAAGUAUGGAGGCACAAGAGCUGGCCUUGGAGCUGGAGGACUGGAGGGAGUCGGAGUAGGAGGAACAGGAGGUGUAGGACCUGGACCUGCUGGUGCCAAAGCUGCUAAAUAUGGUGUGCCUGGCGGAGCAGGCAUCACUGGAACUGGAGUGCAUUCACCAGGGGCAACUCCAGGUACAGUUGUGGCUGGUGUUCCAGAUGGUACUGCUGUAGGGGGAGUAGGUGGUACUGGCGUUCCCAUAGCUGGAAAACCAGCAAAGGACAUACUUCUUGGAGGAACUCCUGGCCCAGAUAAAAAUGGAACCUGUUGUCUUUUGGCAGCACCCACACCUGUUGUUGCAACUGGCAAGGCCCCAGAGGUCCCAGAGCCCAGAUAG
Molecule: messenger RNA, 1056 nt
Organism: Lampris incognitus (smalleye Pacific opah)
Lineage: Eukaryota; Metazoa; Chordata; Actinopteri; Lampriformes; Lampridae
Product: elastin-like
Exons: 15
Coding region: 1-1056 (351 amino acids)
Source: RefSeq, a predicted model, not a curated record